Messenger RNA from Copidosoma floridanum, 2178 nucleotides. RefSeq lists its product as uncharacterized. Lineage: Eukaryota; Metazoa; Arthropoda; Insecta; Hymenoptera; Encyrtidae. The record is from RefSeq and is a predicted model, not a curated record.
CUCGUUCGUCGACUCAGGAGUUCGCGGAUUUAUACCUGGUUCGCUGUGAUUUUUGCUGCUUGAAGCAUUGCCCUUUUCUUGCGAUGCGGUCGAAGGGAAAUUGAUGCUCGGAAGGUAGCCAGCGACAACCGGAGCCGAUCGCUCUAAAUGGGAGCAGCAAAAAAAGAGGAGUACAGCCGGUGCCUUCGAUUGUUGGAAAUCGCACCCAACGAGGCCGUCUUUUGAUUGGAGCCUGUGGCUGUAUUUUUUUUUUGCGCUGCGCGCACCUCUCCGUGGCCAAUCAUGUGGAACCGAAAAGUGUUCAUUAGGAUUAUCGAGCUGAUUCUGUGCAUCGCGUGCGUCGUCGCUUUGAGGGUGACGGACGACGAAAGCCGAAGAGUCUUUCAUUACCUGCGCAACAGAAGCCGCGAGAGAUGGUCCCUCUUGAAUAACGUCACAUGGGGUACAAUUGGUGCCGCUCUUGCGACAGCCACCUGCGGUGGCUACACAAUCGUAAUCGCGGGUCUGCUCAUCGCCGCAGCCAGCGGAGAACUCAGAGGCCAGAAGACGGAAAAAUUCCUACUCGGCCUGGGCAUCGUUCUGUUCGCCAUCGUGGGAACGCUGUCGCUGUUCUCGGUCGACGAUGUGCCGAACGAUCUCGUCGACAAUGCCAUAAUCUUCGGCUCUCUGUGCAUCAUAACGGCCAUCGUGUUCAUUGUCGACUUCCUGAUGAGCCCCGUGGUUGGCAAGAAAAAACACGAUGGCACCCAAACGCUGUCCAGCAAGGAACAAGCCAAGCAGUACGUGACGACGACGACAAUGACGGUAAACGAGAAGGAGCCUCCCGCGCUCAAAGCCGUAACGACCUGGAUGUCACCGACGCCCGAAAUGACGGAGAAACGCAACAGCGCGAACAACGACUCAGCGCCCGAGGACGACGACCGGGAGAACAGGCUCGAGAGAGCCGAGAGGCAGAUGCGCGAGUACGCCCAGAACAUCGAGAACGGCAGGGGGGCCCGAGGAAAGCAAGCCCGGGACGAAGCGACGCGGAAGGUGAACGGGUACUACCGGGCCGACGACGUUUACCAGAGGCCCAUGGACGAAGUCGACGACGCGCCGCCCUUUCCGACCCACAUGGGUGAGAUCUUUCCGAAAGUCGUCAACCCUGGCGUCAAGAUAAUGCGGGUCGAGCGCGAUGACGAGCAUCGGGGCUACGACAACUACAGGUAUUCCGAUUCAAGUCAGUAUGACAACGUGCCGACGCGAAUGCGCGGCUCUACCUCUUCCCCAGGAAUCUUAAAGAGGCAGCGAGACGCGUUCUUCGGCGAUCAGCGUCGUUCGCGCGACUAUCGGCAUCAUCCGGUCGCGACGGAAGACGAACGCCUUCGACAACAGCAGCGCAAUCGGUCGCACCCAGGUACGACAGCCACCCCACGGGACGAGAUCGAGAUGCUGGAGGAUUAUUUCGACGGGCUGAGGAUGUCGACGAGGAGUACGAAUCGCGCUACCCAAACUACCGACGCUAAGAAGACGAUGGUGCCUGGUGGGGUGGUCUCGGAGGUCACGACGACCGCGGCACCGAUCUCACCGAACGAUCCGGGCUUCGUGCGGCACACGGCGAGCAAUUGGCCACACAGUUUGAAACCUAACACGCCGACCUGAUGACAAUGUGUCUGAGAUCGGAGUGUGGGACGAUGUCGAUACGUGUGCCUUGCGAUAGUAUUCCAUGGAUAUGGAUUUUCAUCACCUUUUUUUUUUCUUAUUUUAAAUUAGGUUUUGUCUCUGAAGGUAGUGAUGUAAAGGCCGUAAGGUUUGCUCACUCGACAACUCGGUUUUUUUUUUCUUCUUACCUCUGAUUUCCGCCACGUUUGUUCAAUGUUAUGCUGUAGAAGAUUAGUUAGACAUUCAAAGUGGAGGUGGAGAAACAGGCUAUCCCGACAGCUACUGUGACUAGUCGAAAAUUUUUAUGCAUAUUAACUAUAUAUUCGCGUGAGCACACCUUACGUUCUCUACAUUAUGAUUCAAGCCAUCUUUUUUUUUUAAUUUUUUGUAAUUUGUAUACCAACCCAAAAUCAGUACGGAGUGUGUUAUUGCAUUGGUUUUGUAAAUAUAUCAUGUGUUCUGUAAUUACCAAUCUUUUUUUUUUUACAUGUAUAACAAAUUGUUAAUAAUUCAAUAAAAUAUCUUAAAGAAUUGAGA